Amoebophrya sp. A120 is the source of this 5464-nucleotide messenger RNA. NCBI's taxonomy places the organism in Eukaryota, Dinophyceae, Syndiniales, Amoebophryaceae. The record is from the annotation of a GenBank genome assembly.
GAGAAAUUUGAAACUUCAUCGCUCUACUUCUGCUAGCCUCUUUGUUCUUUACUUUUCCGAGCAAGUGAAAAUUUCUCUGCUCUUACAAGAUCCUGAUCCAGGGAAAACAGGUGGUACGGUAGGUACGUAUCUCUCAGAACUCGUCGUCUGCAAAAAGGUUAUUUACCCAACGAUGGAGCAGAACGCCUCCGCGGGGUUCGCGAAAAAAAUCGAGAUGCCGGGCGACUUCCCGGAGAUCCUGAAGGACUUCACACGGGAGGUUUUGAGGCAUCAACCAGGAAACGUGUACGAAUUCGGCGUAAAAUAUUUCGAAGAGAAACUCCUCGCGUCCGGUUCGGCGGCUUUGGAGUCCGCAUUGUCGGGCGAUGACUUGUCCCUGGAGAAGAUGGAAGAGAUCAUCCAGCAGCUCUUUAUCAAAUACGACGAAGACAAGUCCGGCUACCUGGACAGGAGAGAAUUCAGAAAAUUGCUCUCAGACCUCAGGACACAGUACGCAUUUUUUUUUAAAAACCUCGAUCUACAUCUUCACGUAAGUAGACGUGCGGGUCGUGGAGGUCGCUGUUCAUGUUAAUGCCAUAAAUAAGUAGUAUCGCAGCACUGCAGGUUCGGACUUUUCGUACAGGAACCUCACGUCGAAUGUCAUGAACCCACCAGAAUAUUCCACAUAAUGUGAAAACGCGAAAAUCUGCAAUCGCAAACUCAUCUUCAGGAUUCCUUUUAUUUCCGAAGACGAUUAUCCUGAGUAAAAAUAGAUGUCCCCACUAGAUUUUUGUUUCUUCCAGUACAUAGCUUGAACACCCUAAGGUCAAGAUAGAUCAUUUAAGGCUGUUCUUGCGCUCCACCAGCCGAAAACAUGUUGAAUAAAUCCGAUUUCAAAAAGUCCCGGAGAGCAAUGAAUAGAAAAUGCUCCCAAUGUGCUGGCGCAUGAGAGGACACAAGCUAGGCCUAGGGCUAGGCAUGCAAAGGAAUAUGCAUGAAAAGUCUGGGGAGGUGGGGAUGUUUUUACUCCGGAUAGCGACCUGUUCUUCUUUAUGUCCGAGGCAGACGGUGACGAAAACAACGUAUGCAGUGCAAAAGUGUCUGGGUCCGGAAGAUGAACAGGGCAAGCUGUUUUGCAUGGAGACCGAAAAGAUCGCAGCUUGGUGUGUCCUGCAAAAACGCAGCGCGCUGCAGAUAGGUACAGAGGGUCCCACCAGGACGAACUUGAACUUGUCGUGCUAGCUUGGCUGCAUUUAGAAGUCAGUGUAGUGCAAGUGCUCCCAUCAUGCACAAAUUCGUAUCGCAAAUUUCCAGACCCAGUUCGAUUUUCUCAAUGCAUAAAACCAGAUCGAAUACGACGAGUUUAUUCCAGUAGCACUGCAAAUCAUCCAGACAAUGUAUCUAUACCUAGCUCCUACGAGCAGCGUAUCUUCUUCCUCAAUUAAGAUUAAGAAUGACAAAAACAUCCUAGCUUUUCGUUUUUUUGAUGUGGUCUUUCACUUUUGAACAUGACCAAAAUAACCACCACACGUCGAAGGGGAAGGAAAGGAGUAAACUCAUAAUAUUGAAAAAAAAAUGCAGGUACUCCCGGAAAAAGCACCUCGCGCACAAGCAGGAAGUGCAGGCACAGGCACAAGUAUGGAACAAAUUCGACAGCCUAGCCGCGGUCAAUAGGUAACAUCAAUCCGGCGUUGUCCUGUUGGGUGCCACUUUUCUUUUAGGAGGUGGAGAAGCACUAGCUGCACCAGAAAUGAUGUUCAUGUUGUUUUAAGUAUUUCAUUCAUUCCACGACGAACUCUACUGCAUCAUGAUCUUCGAUGGCAAGAACGUGUUGCACCAGCACCCUCAAGAUGACAUUACGGCCAGUAUGAAUCGAAGUUAAUACAUGUUGAUCGUGAUCGAAUUUCAUCCCUUGCAUAAACUGCAAUCCUGGUGCACGGUAUGGAUCGAGCAGAGCUUGAGGACGUGCUGCAAAAAUUGUUCCGAAACUUCGACACCGACGGGUACUAUAGUGCAUCUGCAUACUUACUGGCUUACUGAAAAUGAGCAUGACAAGUAGUUGAUUUGUCUUUUGAUUUCCAUGCGCGAUUCGUGUAACUCAAGUCUAAAAGUCGCUGUCCUUAUUUCUUCAAAACCUAAAAUGAACUCUAUGAUAAUGAUUGACUGUUGUUUGAGUAGACGCAUCGAUCUAAGUACCUUCAUGCGAUGGUAACAACUUGUAGUACGCGCAUGUAUUAAGACAGAAGAAAUAGUGCAAAUUUUGCAGUGAUCCCUCGUCUUUGACUUUUUAUCAGGUCCGGUGCCCUGUCCCGUAGCGAAUUCGAGAAGGCACUGUCCUCCAUGGAGCUCGGCUUGACAAUACCUAUUGCAAAUAUCCCUGGGUUCGUAUUUGUGAUGGGAACAGAUAUCUGUCGCAUAUCAUAUUCUGCAUACGACAAGAAUUAUGGAAUCUGCGAAGAUUAUAAUGGCAUGGAGAGAAUUCGUGACUUUCUCUAUCUUACUGGAAGAACAAGGCCAUGCAAAAUCAUAUAAAUAUGGUGUGGCGCUGGGUGCGGGUGUCCACUACAUGAUGAUGAUGAUGAUGAUGAUGAUGCAGUGGUCGCAAAACUUGUAAUGCGUUUAUGCCGUAGAGAAGUCCGCGCAUGCCCAUGUUGAAAGCGUCGGCAUGACAACAAGUCGCGUGCUUUCAAUAAAUAUCCGGACCCCGAGGACAUAUUUGCAGGGGAUAGACAAGAAAAGAAAUCAAUUCCAUCCUCUUCCACUACGACGCAGACGAGUAUCCUCUGUGAAAUAAACGUCUCGACCCUAUAUCUGCCAUGCAAUUUUAUAUGCUCUCAUGCGCAGGAGCCCCUUGAGAGGCAGCAUUUAUUUCCAAUGCUAUUAGUUUAUCAUUAUCUAGGACGUCGAGUUUGAUGUUUGUCUGCUAACAGACUGUCGGUUUCAGCUUCUGACGCGACUGUGUUAGAAGCUGCAGCCCAUCGCGACAACUAAAAAUGAUCUAGAGAUCCGAAAUUGUCAAUCUAUGCAAAAACAGCGUUCAACCCUGUACCUGUAGUUGAUUCGCGUAUUAUAGCAACAUGCCUAUUUUGACGUUGACGAGGAUCAUCUUCAUCAUGUAUGACUAUGCUAGAAUGGGGUGGGGACGUUUUCACUCGGGAUCACGAGGACGGGAAUAUCACGUAUUCCGAAUUCGUCCCCUUCGCUUUCGAUCUGCUGUCCAAACUAACUGAGUUGAGGAUUUUCGAAACCGAGAUGGCAGAGGACGAGCUCGCACAGUUUCUAUAUCCCAGAGAAAAUAAAACCUAGCAUGCCACUGUCGACGUAAUGCAAGAAGAAUGCACAGAGGACCAGGACAUUCCAGUUCUGCCAUAGAGGGGCCAUAUUACAUGGCACGGGGCCCAGGCUACGCAUGACAGAUUUGCCUAUCUAAGUCGUGCUUAUUCAUCUUGCACGACAAGUGUGAGAAUAUCCCAGUUUUUUUCUGUGUGAUACCCUCGUGGAUUUGUUCAAGGCAAAAGAGGUCGAGCUGGGAGGCAGCGGCGGAGAGAGGCCGCCAGGUAUCAUGUUUAACAACAUGAAACAUGAUUCUUGGAGUGCGUUUAGCUCGUUUUGCAAGCUAAUAACUCUGCGGAAAAUAUAAUUGAAGCAGAUCCAAACGCAAGAAGAUCAUGAAGGUGCAUAUUUACUUACAGCACUACAGUAUUUCUCAUGCGAUGUUGUGGAGAGCCGCAAGUGGGCAAAUAAAUAGUUUGAGCAGCUGCAAGAACCGGCAGUGAAUAAGUAAAAUAGUAGAAAUACCAAAUAGAACUUCUACCUGACUUCUGUGAUCAAGGUAUGCUACCGGUGGACGAAAUCAAGGACCUCCUACACCAAGCGGCAUCUAGGAAAGUGAAAGAUGAAGAAAACGCAUGCAAUAUUCAAUACGUUCUCGUGCUGCUUGUAACUUCCGCCCUCGUCAAGUCUGUGCUUUUCUAUUUCAGGAUGAAAUUAUAAUACUUAAAGGCUUAUUGGUCAUGGCGUUUACAGCAUGAUGGUGAUACAUAAAGCGCUGAUCCUUGAUGGCACGAUACGCUGGCAUCGAAUGAAAAAUGAUGUUGUGCGGGAGUUGGAAAUAAGAGCGUCGCUUUUUCUUUGUUCCUAUCCAUACCUCUGGGUUUGACAAGAUUGCAGGUUAUCGCCGUCGUUUCUGCAGCAGAGGCAAAUGACGAAGGUAAGUAAGUACCUAAAAGCUGCACCGUACAUAUUUUUGUAGGGUAGUUUUCAGUUUUCAUCACUAUUAGCAUGCAGGUCGCGAUUCGAAGCGAUGUACUACUUCUCAUUCAGAAGUCCCGAACUCUUCAUCCACACAAGUUAAGAGGUAGGGAUCGGUGUUGCCGAGGUGCGAAAAACAUCACGGUAGAUGUGGAGCCGGAAUUUUUUGUUGAUACGGCACAACUGACAUCAAUAUACUAAUCAGGUUACGUGAACUAUAUGCAGUUCAUACCGAAGGCGGUGGACGUUGCAAGAGCCCUGAUGUCUUUCGAGGAUGACCUGGCCGCGAAGGUGGAUACCACACAGAAAAAUCAAAAUGCUAGCAUCAUGCUGCCAAUUUGUAAAAUGCAAAAAUAGAAGAUCAUACUUAGGCUCUACUUACAGAAACAAAAAUCCGUCGUCACCAUGCGCGAGCCUAUUAUGAAUAGCAUGCUGUUCCUUGUUUUUCUUCUUGCGAGAUGUUGCAAAAGAUGAAAGUUUUCGUUGUAUUCAUUUUUCCAUAUGACCACAUCAAAUAGAAAUGUGCUAGCUUUUUUCUUUUUCGUGUGUGAUAAUGGAGCUCCGCGACUUGACCGUCGUGGUGCACGAGACCCUCAGCGCCAUGCCGUGCCCAAGUAAACUUCCUUUUUUUCCAUGCAGGAUGCUGAAUUAAGAGUUCGCCUCCAACUGGUAAUGGUAUCGUCGAUUUCAUGCGUGACAAAUCGGUUCAACUUUGACGAUUUCGAUCCUGACACUCACAUUAUGCUAUUAUCCAGGCCCCUAUGGCGACGUCGAAGCCGGUAUCCACGCCCUGGGUGUGGAGGACGGAAUAUCCUGAGUGAAAACGUCCCCGUCGAAUGUUUGUCAUGCAAAUCUGCAUGAUGCUCAGGAACAGGAUGUCAAUGCCUCUCAUGGGCAUGCGAGGCCCAUGAUUCGGGGAAUCAUAUACUAUAUGAUGGUGUUUUAUGUAAUGGCUGACCACGGCUGCAACGACAUGUUCAUGUGCAAGUCCAAAUUCGUCACGCCGAGUUCACAAAGCUUGCUUCUGCACUUCUUGUUUCUGCAUUCUCUAUCUCUUCAUCACGCGGACGAGUUCAGAGAGCUUGCCUCUGUCUCUCACGCGGAGUUCACAAACCUUGCUUGUUAGCAGAUCAUCUCAUGCAUCUUCACGUCGUAUCACUACGCAUUAUACCAUAGGGCGGGGACUACAUUUUCGCUCAGGAUAUGGGAUCGCCCGUAGUUUGCUCACCGCAGC